AAAGUAUUAAGGGUAUAUAAUACACGUAGUGUAUUACCAAUAUGAAUUCUAGUUUAAUAGAAAUAGAUACUGACAACAUAGGCCCGACUGCCAUCAAGAAAAGCUAUUGUCAAGCUGUAUCGGCAACAAAUAAGAAACAACCUAUUAGGUACAGCAUUCUAAGUAGGACUCUUUUGAGUAAUAUAACUCAAAACAUUACUGAACUCGAUGUCUUAACGGCAAUUGAAGAUGCUGGGUUAGACAAAGAGCUGGAAGCUUUCCAGAUUAUUCGUAACGGUACGAUGAUUGAGCUGAUCAUGAAAACCGACAAAGCAAAGUCAUCGCUCCAAGAAAAUGGUCUUUGUGUUAAAGGUGUAAUACACAAUUUUCACAAUUCAACUCCUACUAGAAAUAUUAGUAAAAGAAUUGCAGUAUCCGUUAUUGGAUUACCGUUAGAAAAAAAGGGGUUUCCAGUAGGAGUAGCACUGGAAGAGUUAGGAUAUGGUAAGCAUAUCCACACAAGACCAGUGUUCAAAAAAACACCGAAGAAUAAAACACCGUACUUCUCGGGAAUACUAGUUGUCAUUAUUGACAACCUAUUAAAACCUAUACCAAGGAACCUAAGAUUAAAGGGGUACAAUCUUAGAAUUGUCUAUACGGGACAAGAGCUACCAGAAAAUAAUAAAAACAAAAAUGAAACACCAAAAAUAGUGAUACCUGAAACAGAAGAGACAUUAUCUUCAGAAAAAGAAAACAGCUCUGGAGAAGAGAAAGAAGAAGCUACCUUACCAUUAAAUAAUGAGGAUGUACCUAUUCCAACUAUAGUUACAACAGAACCAGAAAAGGUUGCGACCUUAAAUGAAUUAACACCUUGUAAUACUGAACGUAACAACGAUAACACAAAUGAAUGUAGUAACAAAGAAGAUAUAACAACAGAAGAAUUGGAGGACGGGGAAAUAAAUAUACCUGACGAGCUCGAAUGUUUAAACCAUUUAGAAAUGGUAGAACAUAAUUGGAAAUUAUUCAAAAAUUUUGACAGAUACAACUGCUCUGAAGAAGAACUACAAAAACUGAAGAUCUAUAAAAAAGUAGAAUGGGACCAAUUUGAAUCAGAACGCAGAAACUACAGAGCACUUGAAAACGACCAAAAAAAAACAGGCAAAAUAACGCCUUUUUUUUUUGAAAAUAUGGAUUCAGGAGAAAUAUACGCCUAUAAUAAAAAAGAAUUUAAAAACCAUGACAGUGAGGAAUGUUCAUCUGAAGAAACAAAAAAGUAUGUAGCUUAUAAAAAAGCAGAAUGGGACCAACGGAAAAAAGAAUUUGAUCUUUUUGUUAAGAUUCACGAAGUAAAACAAGAGGAAAGAAAGCAAAAAUUCAAGUUAAACCAAAUGAAAAAACAAAAAAGAAAAAGGUUUAACGAAGAAACAAAAACAUAA
This is a messenger RNA of Hydra vulgaris (swiftwater hydra), 1415 nucleotides long. The record is from RefSeq and is a predicted model, not a curated record. Lineage: Eukaryota; Metazoa; Cnidaria; Hydrozoa; Anthoathecata; Hydridae.